Molecule: messenger RNA, 2623 nt
Organism: Hibiscus syriacus
Lineage: Eukaryota; Viridiplantae; Streptophyta; Magnoliopsida; Malvales; Malvaceae
Product: copper methylamine oxidase-like
Exons: 12
Coding region: 251-2614 (787 amino acids)
Biological process (GO): amine metabolic process
Molecular function (GO): primary methylamine oxidase activity; copper ion binding; quinone binding
Source: RefSeq, a predicted model, not a curated record
UUCUUUCCUCAAAGUCACACCUCUUUUUUCCCGAUGAAAAUGCGAGCCCUUUCCUUUUUAAAUUACCACUCAACUGCAACAAAUCUUUGAUCUAAACUUGCUUCGCCUUUCUUCUCUUUGUUUCCUUGUUUUUUUUUUCUUAUAUAAAAGAUUGAUACAAGAGUGAGACGCACAGUCAGUUUUGCUGUAUGUCAGUAGAUUGUAUUGAGACUAACUGCGGUGGAUUUGGAGAGCUCGCGAACCCUUUACAAUGGCCUCAGCUAAGAAAACGACGACGCUUCUUUCUUCUUCAUCAUCGUCUUCCCCUUCUUCAUGUUGCGCUCCCCGCUCCGUCGUUUCCACCGCGCCUCUUCCCGCCUCCGCCUCCAAUGUGCUACACGACUGGACGGUCACCUCUGCGGAUCAACGCGCCACCAAAGCUGCCAUGGCGUCCGUGAUUCGCCCCGUUGAUCCUCUUCCUGAUACCUCCGCCACUGCAUCCACCAAAGGGAUCCAAAUCUUGACAAGGCCUCAAACCAGCCAUCCUUUGGACCCUUUAUCUGCUGCUGAGAUCUCUGUAGCAAUUGCUACUGUCAGGGCUGCUGGAGCCACUCCUGAGGUAAGAGAUAGCAUGCGCUUUGUGGAAGUUGUUCUUUUGGAGCCAGACAAGCAUGUUGUUGCUUUGGCAGAUGCUUAUUUCUUCCCACCUUUCCAACCCUCAUUACUUCCCAGGACUAAAAAGGGCCCAGUGAUCCCUACCAAGCUCCCUCUCAGGCGAGCUAGAUUGGUUGUCUAUAACAAAAUUUCCAAUGAGACAAGUAUUUGGAUUGUUGAGUUAUCAGAAGUACAUGCAGUAACUCGAGGAGGGCAUCACAGAGGAAAAGUAAUAUCAUCUCAAGUUGUUCCAGAUGUUCAGCCUCCUAUGGAUGCUAUGGAAUAUGCUGAAUGUGAAGCUGUUGUGAAAGACUUUCCUCCAUUCCGAGAAGCAAUGAAGAAGAGGGGUAUUGAGGACAUGGACCUUGUGAUGGUUGAUCCUUGGUGUGUUGGUUAUUAUAGCGAUGCUGAUUCUCCUAGCAGAAGACUUGCUAAACCACUUAUAUUCUGCAGAACUGAAAGUGACUGUCCCAUGGAAAAUGGCUAUGCUCGCCCAGUUGAGGGAAUUUUAGUACUUGUUGAUAUGCAAAAGAUGAAGGUGAUUGAGUUUGAAGACCUUAAAUUUGUUCCUUUACCUCCGACUGAUCCCUUGAGGAAUUAUACUUCUGGAGAAACAAGAGGCGGUGCUGAUCGAAGUGAUGUGAAACCCUUACAGAUUGUUCAGCCAGAAGGUCCAAGCUUUCGUGUUAGUGGGUGUUUUGUCGAGUGGCAGAUGUGGAAUUUCCGUAUUGGUUUCACCCCAAAGGAGGGCUUGGUUAUAUACUCUAUUGCAUAUGUUGAUGGUAGUCGAGGUCGAAGGUCUGUUGCUCAUAGAUUGAGUUUUGUGGAGAUGGUUGUGCCAUAUGGGGAUCCAAAUGAUCCACAUUACCGAAAGAAUGCUUUUGAUGCUGGGGAAGAUGGCCUUGGGAAAAAUGCACAUUCUCUCAAAAAGGGAUGUGAUUGUCUCGGCUAUAUCAAAUUCUUUGAUGCUCACUUUACAGAUUUCUCUGGAGGUGUUGAAACGAUUGAAAACUGUGUCUGUCUGCAUGAAGAGGAUCAUGGGAUUUUAUGGAAGCAUCAAGAUUGGAGAACAGGUUUGGCUGAAGUUCGAAGGUCUAGGCGGCUAACAGUGUCUUUCAUAUGCACUGUUGCUAAUUAUGAGUACGGAUUUUUCUGGCACUUUUAUCAGGAUGGAAAGAUUGAAGCUGAAGUUAAGCUUACAGGAAUUCUUAGCUUAGGAGCAUUACAGCCUGGAGAAUCUCGAAAAUAUGGCACAAUGAUUGCCCCAGGUUUAUACGCACCCGUUCAUCAACACUUCUUUGUGGCUCGUAUGGACAUGGCUAUUGAUUGCAAACCCGGGGAAGCUUUCAAUCAGGUUGUUGAGGUCAAUGCUAAAGUUGAGGAACCUGGUGAAAAUAACAUUCAUAAUAAUGCGUUCUAUGCAGAAGAGACCCUGCUUAAAACAGAACUCCAAGCAAUGCGUGAUUGUAAUCCCUCAACAGCUCGCCAUUGGAUUGUGAGGAAUACAAGGACGGUGAACAGGAGUGGUCAAUUGACUGGUUACAAACUUGUACCUGGCUCGAACUGUCUACCGUUAGCUGGUUCUGAGGCCAAGUUUUUAAGAAGAGCUGCUUUCUUAAAGCAUAACCUUUGGGUUACUCAGUAUGCUCCUGAUGAGAUGUUUCCUGGAGGAGAGUUUCCAAAUCAAAAUUCACGUGUUGGCGAAGGAUUGGCUACAUGGGUCAAGCAGGAUCGUUCUCUUGAGGAAACUGAUAUAGUUCUCUGGUAUGUAUUUGGAGUUACACAUGUGCCUCGAUUGGAAGACUGGCCUGUUAUGCCGGUGGAGCGCAUUGGUUUCAUGCUGAUGCCGCAUGGAUUCUUUAACUGCUCUCCGGCAGUGGAUGUCCCUCCGAAUGCAUGUGAAUUGGAAACUAAAGACAGGGAUGUCAAAGAAAAUGUGGUACCCAAGACCCUUCAGGAUGGUUUGAUGGCAAAACUUUGACCAUUUCAU